AUCGCGCAUUCCGAACGGUCACACUGUUGGGUUAUUAAAAUUUGUUGCCUUUUUUAUUUUAUUCCCGCAUUUCUCAGCUGUCCAGCGAUCGCUCUUCCUCUUCGAGACGAGGUCACAGCUCAAGCCUGCAGACGCCGGAAGCCGGAACGCCCCCCGCCCCGCCCCCUUUGGCCGAGGAGACCGCCGCUCGUUGUUGUUUUUGGUCGCCCUUAAAAACCAGCUGCUGCAACUGUGUGUAAAGAAGGAAAGGGAGAGAAAGCAAACAAAGGAGACGGACAGAGAGAGCGAGCGAGAUGGACGUGGAGGAGAAUUACGAAAACGAGAUGCAGAACAUAAAUAUGAAUUUGAGUCUGAAUUCGAAUCCGAAUGCGAUUCCGAAUUCGGAUGGCCAGCAGGAGCAGCAGCAACAACAACAACAACAGCAGCAGCAAAUGCAGUGCGAACCGUUAUUCGGACUCACAACCAAUACAACAACAACCACAAAUCCCAUGAUGGCCAUACCCCUGCCCCCGCCCCCCGGAAUGCUGCCCACUCCGAAUUUGAAUUCAAAUUCGAACCUCAAUUCGAAUUCGAAUGUAAAUCCCAGUCCAUCCGCAAACGCAUCCAACGCAUCCGCCAUCAAGGGUCUGCCCACGAAUGACUUCGAUAUCGACUCCCUGCUGCUGCAACAAUUCAGCUGCAUGGGCACCACGGAUCACGAGGACCUCAUCAGCCAGUUCCAGAGCUUAAUGAACAAUCAGAUGAACCGGGAAUCGGCCAGGUUCUACCUGGAGAUGAGCAACUGGAGCCUGCAGACGGCGGUGGGCUGCUAUCUGGACUUUUGUAGCCUGCAGUCACUGCCCUCGAUGAAGAUCGUCCAGGGAAAGCACCUGAAUGCCCAGCAGCAGGCCUUCCAGCUGCAGAACGACGGCACCGAGCGCUGGCCGAACAACUGCUAUCUGACCUCGCCCAUCCAGACGCAGCGCAUCAAUGUGCCCGCUUUGCGGCCGGGCGAAACUUGUGAUAUCCUGGCCGAUCUGAUGCCCACGCAGCCGCCGAUUAUGUGGCGGCUGUGCACUCCAAAUGGCUGGUACUUUGGCGAUGCAAUCUGGAUGAUUCCGCCGGGCACGCAGGCCAGCCAGGACGAACUGCAGCAGCGGAUGGUGCAGCUGAUCACGUCGGAGGCCAAACCGGAUGUCUAUCCGCAGAUUAACAUCGUGAUAACCGCGCACACCCAAUGAACGCGGCGUCCAGCAGCCAGCAUCCAGCAUUCGGCAUCCUCUCCGUUUUCCAGCGGGGUCGUCGGUCCCAAAACUCAUCGAUAGCAUUUCAUGAACCUGCGCGAAUGUAACAUUUACGAUAUGACUAGACUUUCCCCCUUUUCCUCUUAUUUUUCAAUAGGCUUAAAGUUGUUCUCAGUAGUGGAUUUGUAUACAGGACAGGAUCAAAAAGAAAACAUAAGGAAAUCUUUUAUACACUUGACGCCGUGCAUAUUCCGGAUGAUAUGUAGUAGCCAACGCCAUUCACGUGUACAAUACAAUAUAUAAUUGAUAUAUAUUAUAUAUACCUAUACUUAUACACAGUCCCAUGUUUAACUAGAGUUUGAGUUCGAGUUCGAUUGCGAUUGCCCCCUUCGUUGCUCCUUCCAUUCUUCCACCCUCCUUAGUUUUGGUGUCAGACGGAUCAGCUUUAUAUAUAUCGGAUAUAUCGGGAAGGGGGCGAAAGGGUGCGCGCGCGUUAGGAAGAUAAAUUGAAAUUUAAAGUGAGAAAGGAAGGGAAUUAGAAUCAGAAUCGAUCGUGUGGCCACAUUAUGUUCUUCUGUUAGUUUUUAGGCGGUAAAAUUGUGUGUGCGUGCGAUUGUUUAAUGCGUAAUUAUACAUUUUUUUCUAUAAUUUAAAUUCCUAUUUUCUGAGUAACCGAGAAGCAUGAUUAAGCAGAAAAAAAUUGUAACAAAAUUAGACAUAAGUGUUUUAUUGAGGAAAACAAGAAAGAAGCGGAACGAAUAAGAA
Drosophila takahashii is the source of this 1988-nucleotide messenger RNA. RefSeq lists its product as uncharacterized. Gene Ontology annotation, biological process: macroautophagy. The record is from RefSeq and is a predicted model, not a curated record. Lineage: Eukaryota; Metazoa; Arthropoda; Insecta; Diptera; Drosophilidae. Gene Ontology annotation, cellular component: phagophore assembly site. Gene Ontology annotation, molecular function: ubiquitin binding.